GUGGAUUUGGUGGGGCCCCAGCCCUAUAUGUCCGACCCCCCUAAGACGUCGCCCGCAGAAGAUUUGCGGCGCAGGUGUCACGCGCUUCUUUCGGUGUUCCUUGAGUAGGUACUGCGCAAAGCACUUCGCCGGAGAUCUCGCAUAGGUGCAAGAAAGGUGUCAGAUCGCUCUUUGCCGUUUUUGCCGAAGCAGCCGCGUGAGCGAUUCUCUUGAAAAACACGAGCUGGCUGUGCUGCGUUGUAGCGAGCACGCGACCGAUUCCUCGUAGCGCUGGCUGCUAGACAUGAGGGGCCACCCCCUAAACCUGAUGGGGUGGCUAGUUUGUUUUCUAUUUCGAACGGACUCAGAAUUUGGCUUAGGGUUUCAGCGGUCAGCAAAUCGACAUGGCGAGCGGAGUCUUGCUGUCACUUGUCGGCCACCACCAAGCGCAAGUAGGGGAGGAUGGCUGCAGGAGUAUGGAGUCCUUAACCAGGACGAUGAGCGAAAGUUUCCAGUUCAUUCUCGGCCGACCAGUGGAGCGCUUUGUUUUCACAGGCGUCAGUGGGCAGUCGCGGGUCCUGCUCGAAUCGGACAGUGACCUGCAGCUUUUUCUCAAAAAUCACACUGCACGCGAGCGCCGCCUCGCUCGGGAGGAUCCUACGCACUUGCCAGCGAUGCCUUCAUUCGAAGUCCGACUUUCACCCGUGGAGACUGCAGACAUGAUGGGCAUUCUGUUUCAGCGCUUAGCGGCCCGCGAGGCUGAGGUACAGAGUUUGCGCUCCCUGAUGAAUGUCGAGCGAGAGGAGCUGUCUCCAUUCGUUCGGGCGGUAGAGGGCAUUGCAGAUGAGCACGUCCCCCAAUUUCUGGUAGAUGCUUACAAAGGACGCUCGGAUGAGGCGGUCGCAAGUUUGAACUCGCGAAAUGGUAAAGCGCAGCAGCAGGGCGCUCGAGUCCUGGCAUUGUGGACGGCCCAAUCCGAGCGGAAUGCUUGGGAAGUGUGGGACUCCGCCCUGGGCCUUAGGUCGGUUUUGCGCAUUUUGAGCGAUGCCGGAAGUGCGGUCGCCGUCGUCGAAAGGUUGCUUCUUGUUUUAGCGCGCUUUGCAAGUUUGUCAGAGCUCGGAGUACUAAAGCAACUCUGUGGCAUGGGGGCGGCUGACCUUGUCGCAAAGAACAUGGCCACGUUCCCACGGAGCUUGUUGGUGCAGCGGCAUGGCUCGUGGUUCUUUGGCCUGCUCUCUGAGGAUGCACAGCCGCGCUCUUGGUUGUUAAACGGCAGUGGUUCUUUUCUAUUUGCCGUUCUGACUGCGAUGGAAAAAUUUCCGUCGGACCUGUUCACAAUCCGCUACGGAGCGUCUGUGCUGCAGUCCAUUAGCCUGGAGCGACCACGCGUGAUUGCUGGAAGCAACGGCAUACGAGGUAUUCGUGUUGCUCUGACGGAAUUCGGAGGCCAUGAUCGACACGUCGCGGCUUCUUGUUUGCGAACAGCCGCGCAGGCAGCUACAAUUCUCGCAGACAAUUCCAAGAUAGUAGAGGAUGGAGCAGGAAGCAGCGCACUUCUGGCAGACUUGUGGGCUUUAUUGCCGAGUGCUCUGGUGACUCUCUCACGCUACGACGCUUCUGUAUCCCGGUACGCCCUGCAUUUUCUCCGAUUCAUGGUAAAAUUCGACGCUGAAGGUGCUGGGAAAUAUAUCGCCAAGGAAGAUUUGUCUUCAAUCCUGCACGCCAUAGCAGAGUGCCUACAGACGUCGCUGGGGGAAAGCGACAGCCACGCGCUUGCACUUCUGGCCGACUUAAGCAAAAGGCCGGACUUGAGGCCGGUGCUGGUACGAAAUGGGGUGUUGCAAGUCUUACGGGUUGCAAUAUGUGGGAGCCACGGUCUGGAAGCUACGCGAGACGUAUUUCGUUUGCUUGCACUGUACACCGAUGAGGGCGCUUUCUGGCCAAAUCUUGGGGAAACAGUUUCCGCACUAAUUUACGCGAUGGAACGGCACGCCUUGGACGAGAAGAUUCAAUCAUACGGCGCGUUCGUUCUUGGUAGCCUGGCCGCCGAUCCGUUGAACAGAGAAGGCAUUUUGAAAGGAGGUGGCGCUUUCGCAUGCUUAAACGCUCUGUAUCGCCACACGUCGGCCACUGCUGGCGCUCUCAUUUCGUGCCCGCGCGUGUCAAUCGAGACGGCAGAGCGAAAAGCGUACGGCGCCGCGGCCGCAGUCGAAAGCGCGGGGGUGCUGCCAGUGCCAACCGCACUGUCUGCUUGGUCUGAUACUCCUCCUGCGCCUUCUGACGUAACCCUGCACGCUUGUGCCGCCUUAGCGAUACUGGCAGAAGUCCCCGCUUGCCGGACCGCCAUUUUGGCAGAGAAUGGAAUGCCUCUGCUUCGGCGCCUGCUUGCAAUUAUCAGGAAGGAAAAUAAGCCAUGGCAGUCAUGACAAAUCGAACACCUCCGGAAGUGCAAACGAGGGGCGCGUUGCUGCCGCUUCGGUUUUCUUUUCCUCUGUCUGGUACAGAUAGGCCUCGCGUUAUUUCUGAGUAGUUUUAUCAUUAUAUAUUGCGCUUGUAAUUGAGAGAGAGCUCCGGAAGAAGUUCGUUUUCAGGUUGGGGAGCUUCUGAUGUGGGCACAAACCCUCUCCCACCAUACCAAAUGCAAUAUCCGGAGUCUAAUCGGCUGCGGCGUGUACGUCCGUGAGGUGGCUCCCCACUCAUAGGGCACGCACGCCACACGAGUUGCGCCAUUCCAUACGCACGAGGAGGGCGCCCCCCCCGAGGGGCGCAGCGGGGAACAGGCCGCCAGUAGGGGGGCGAGUCGGGCCCGAGACCAUGCGGCCUGCCACGAAGGCCGGCGCGAGGAAGUAGUCGCCGGGCCUGCAGGUCUGCCUGGUGCCUGCCGCAAAAGCACGCCCGAAGUCCAUGCCGUUGCGGCACAGCUUGGAUUGAGCAGAUCCAAGAGACCCCCCCGCGCGCCGGCAAUGUCGUGAACCCUACCCCCCAAUCCCGGGCCGGGAAGGGGCCCGCGAAGGAUCGAGAAAAGCAGCCGCCCUCAGACGGAGGCUGGCUGGCAGAGUUGCAUGCAUUGAGGCCACCGAACGGCUCUAGCCAGGGAGGGUUUUUCGCCGCCCAUCGCGCAAAACGGCAGCAAGUUUGCAAUCGGCCGGAAGCGUUUUUGGAUGUAAAAAAAAGCUUCCGCCCGCCAAUCGGUCAGGGCUUUCGCUUUGAUACCAAACAAGCCCGCGCGAAUUCUAUCGGUUGCCGAUUGAUAAAACGACGCAGGGGGCCGGCAAAAAGGGCGCCGCCCUGAGGCGCCCGGCGCACCUGCUUCCCCCGAUUUGGGGCGCCCAAAAAGGUGCGCCAAGAAAAUGCUACGAAUCCACAUGCCGCGAGCCCCAUGGUAUGCAUUGGCCUCGUUUUUGCCCACUUUUGGAGGUCGCAAAGCCGGCCGCAAAGGGCGGCCAUUUCUAUUGCGGGGAGCACGCCAAAACGCGCGGCGUUGACAUAAAAGAGAAAAACUGCAAAAGCCGCCACAGGCAGCAAGCGAAGCUAAUGCGCAUGCUACGGGCCGGAUUUCGGGGGCGCAUAGGGCCGGCCCUGGUGGAGCCCCUAGCGGGGUCAUGGCGUGCAGGAAGGCGCUCCGUCUCUAAAAGCAGCAGCGGCCCGGCGCCAUUUUUGCGCCGCGCCUUUUGCGGUGUGUGUUGCCAUGCUGAUUAAUGACAUGCGCCGCGCUAUGAUGGGGACAAAAGUAGGGCCCUGCCUUUGCACUCGGGGCGGGCUAUGAAUUGCGUUUGCUGCGGACGCGCCCAGCCAGAAAACCCGGCGCGACCUCACUACCACCGCCCCGGCGGCUAUAGCUAUUUGGUAGGAUGCAGCGAGGCAGCAGACGUUCCAUCCUUGCGCCUUUUUUGCCGCCCCAUAUAUAAGCAAAACGGCCAGCAGCCCCCAGGCGGCCGGGCGUGUUUUUUUGGCCGGCGCUGGAGGCUUUCAAUUAUGAAGCGGCCGGGGCUUUGCCGCCAAGCAAGCACGCCCGACGCCAUUCUAUAGCUUGCCGCCUGCUGAAACGGCGCAGGGGGGCCGGCAGAAGGAGCGCCCCCGUACUGAGGAGCGCUCCCGUACGAGAUAAACCGCGCAUCCGCAUGCCAUUGGCGCCAUUUUUGCACGCCCUCGACGUCGCAACGCCUGCCAACCAUCGAAGCCGGGAUCUUUUAACGCAGGGGGCAGCCCAAAGAGGGCGGCGCCUAAACAGAAAAAGCAAAGAAAAAGAUGGCGGCGCCGCUGAAAGCAGCAAGGUUGGUAGCCCGCACGCGGCGCAGGCCUUUCGCCUCAACAAACCCAAAAGGCGGGCAGCUUUGGGCAGCGAUUUUUUUCGGCCGCCGCGCCGCCGUGUAAGUAUUCAUAGCGCUAGGCGUGGUGGCAUGGCGGCCAUGAAAGCUCCGCCGUUUUUUUGCUUGAAGACAAGCACAGCAGCAAUGGCCCCGCUGCCCACCCUGGCUGCGGCGGCUAUUAUUGGCCGCGGGGCGUCUCCGCACGCAAACCGAAGCGCCGCACCACAACACCGGGCCCCCGUAGCAGAACUGCCGCGAACGUGGUGCCCGUUCCCGGCCCAGCGCCUUAAUUGGCACAGGGGCAGGGCCUUCGGUCGUCGAGGCGGACAAAAUCGCGGGGGCCCCGGCGACUAAGGCCACCACGGCAGCGCUAUUAUGUCGCCCCGGCGACUAAGGCCACGACAGGGCGCGGCGCUACUAUGUCGCCCGGCACCCCCGCGGAGUCAGGCCCCAGGCCCGGCACGCCCGGGGCGGCAAGCGGGGAAGCACCAGAGGGACCUCGUUCAGUAGGAUGCGUGCCGCGCGACACUUCAACUUCUAUACCAAGCAACCGAACCUCGGGCCAGGGGGCAAAAAUCAUUUCGGCAGAGCCAGAAUGUUAGUGCUCCGCCCAGGUCGGAAGUAGAAUAAGCGCGGCAGGGUGGCUAUGUCGUGGAUGCCCUCGGCGCCCUCCAUACAAAAUAGACGAGAGUUGCUAGGACUCCCCGGGCGUUCUGUUUUUUCAUUGGCCCCGUGAGCCUCUUUAUAUUGCCUGGGGGGCCAGCGGCCUGCUGGCGACCUACCCCCCCCCCCCCCUUUCGACAAGCGCCCCCGGGUACUACAAGAUCGGUUGUGUGGGGCGCGCUACGCACGCCCGCUGAAGGCGUUUCCCGGACCUUGCUGCUUGGCCAGCGACGUAGGUACUUCCAAAAAAUUUCGCGCCCCCUUAGUCGCGCACUAGUUGAAAGAAUUUUAGGAGCCACGUGCCGCCCGAGGUGCAGCUACGUUACGCGCGUGCGCUUUGCAUUCCUUGCAAAAAUUUCGCGGGGCGCGCUGCGGAUAAAUUGCUGAGGAAAAUCGUCGCGGCUUCGCUUUUAUUCAUUGGCCCGCUGCGAAAGGAACUAACACGAACAGGCGCGGGCUGCAUUCGUCUAAUGAAAGCCGCCAUAGUAGGCACCGACCAGGCUGGACAUCGGAAUUUGUGCGAACGCAGCCCGCCCCUGGUCGCCGUUGCCAGCCAAAGCAAGCCGCUACGCUUCGCCGGGUGCGAUCCUGCAAUCAGAAUCGCGGACCCAAAUGCGCCAACUACAAAGCCCAAACACCUGCAGCAUUUUCGCCAGAAUAAAAUGGCCCGCCAUGGCAUGGAUGGCGCGCAGACUCGCAUCGCGCCCCAGGCCAUGCAGCAGAACUCCUCCCCCGACGGAAAGUCGGCGGGCUGAAAGGGAGGGCUCGCGCCUGGUGUGCCCCGUGUCGUGAAGGGUGAAAGGGGGCCGGGCGCAGCGAGUCAUGGCGCAGCACCUUGGGCCAAAAGCUCUCGCUCCGCUGCAGCGUGCAGCUCUUGGCGUUGCUUCCGUGCUCCUCGACUGAUUCUCAAAAAGUGGCGCGCCAGGUUUGACAUCAUUCGCGCGAAUGCUGAAAGCCAAGCUUUCGUUUGUGCAGUAUCCCCGCGAGUGAAAACCUGUCAGGGAGCCUUGUCUAUUGCCUCGCCAAUGGGUCCGCCGAAGUUUGUUGCUGGGACCUUUUGCCGCAAGGCACAGGGGCGCGAUUUGCUACAGCCAACCCCUUACCACCUUGAGCCCCCCCAAGGAUAAAAAGCGGGGCUUGGUAGCAGUUCGCGACCUUACGCCUUGCGCCAAAAUGGCUAAACUGCAGGCGGCGCACCGAUAUCAAUGCGCCCCCAGUCAACAAGCCGAAGCCCCAGCCCCAGUCCUUCUCUUCCUAUUAAUGUAUGAAAACAAGCACGCGGUCGGCCUCGCUUUGGCCUCUGGCUUUUGCAUUUGUUUCUAGGAACCCCCAAAAAAAGUAGGGCUGUGGGCCCGUGCGUAAGCUGAGGCCCUUGCGAUAUUUAUCAUGUUGCGCGGGGCUUCUUUCGUUGGCUGCGCUUUGUUCUUUGCCGGAGUAGUGAAGCCCGGCUCUGUGGGUAAGUGCCUGCGCGAAAGCAAAUACGGCGGACCUCCGACCAGUGCCGGGCGACCCACCGUGCCACGGACGGGCCGGCGUUGGGCCGGACCCCCCCCACUUUGGCGGGCCGGCCGACGCUUGCCGGCCGUCGACCUACCUACCCCCCCCUUUCGACCUGUCGAAAGGGGGACCAAUUGUUGCGCAGCCUCUUAGAAGACGCGCAGCUUUUCCUUUUCUGCGUCAGCGCUCGGCCCUCAAGGCCGGCGCCCGUUCGCGGGAGUGACCUCUGUCCGCCAGGAUGCCGCCCGCCCAUUUUUUCGGCGAGCGCCCCCCUCGCUUCGAGGGGACUCCGUAGGGGCCGAGCGAGUCCGCGCACGUAGGUAGCCGGAAUGGACGCGCCGCGCCCGAAACUGCCCCCGCAUUGUCUCGGUGGGCGCCUCGAAAGGGUCAGGAGAUGCCGCAUCUGGAUGGGGCAGGCGGCUUGUGGGCCCCUUCUUUUUUCCCGUUCUCAGGCGGCCCGGCCCGGGCAAAAUCAGGAGGGUAAAAGUUUGUUAAAAUGUUGUUAAUUUCCAAACUGCCUAGCUUUCGCGCCUUGGAUUUUCCGGCCCGUUGUGCCACGGCCCCAGCCGCGAGGUUCCCCGCUUUCCGCGCCCCCGUCUGCUGCGUCGUUUCUGUUUGGGAGGCCGCCUCCGGCCUUCGGCGGCGUUGCGCGCCCGGUCUCUCGGUGGCCCCCCCUCCGCCGUACGCCAGGCGGCGCCCCUUCGGUCCGAUGGCCUUGUGGGCCUUCGUGGUUUUCAAUAUUGGUCCGCGUGGCAGCGGCGCCCAGCAGCGGUUGGAAGUGCUUGGGGGCCCACGCGCAGGCUGUGUGGUCUCCUUGUGGGCUUCCGUUUGGGCAUUUAUUUGGGCAAGCCGGGCAGAGCGGGCCUGGCCUUGGGCUGGCAAGUGUCGGCGGGCCCCUUCGGUGUUUCCUGUGCUUUUGGGGUGUCUUUGUUUCUGGCCCGUUUUCCCGGGAACCGGUUUUGGGGGAAAACACCGGGGCGAUUUUUCCCGGGAAGGCGAUAAAAUAUGCGUUAACUUUUGGGUUAAUUUUUUGGGUUAAUUCCAUUUUAAGGCGAUUCCUGUGGGAAAUCGGCCCCCGGGAAAUUACCACAAAAAAUUAACACAAAUAUUAACACAUAUUUUAACACUAAAAUUAACACAAGCCCAGCUCGGAAAAUUAACACUGCCCCAAAGAUUUUUGCUACGACGCGUUUUUUGGAAGGAGAAUGGGGCCGCGUCCCGCUUGGGUUUGGGACGGCCCACGCCGGGUCAUUUAGCUUGCCUUGGCCGCCGGAGAAUGUGGGAGGGCGCAUCGGGGUGGCCUGGGGGUUCGUCGUGGAGCGGUCGGCUUCCCGGGCAAACCACGGGCCGCGCUUCCUUUUUCCCGGGGACAAUCUGCACCAGGCGCCAAUGGGGCCCGGCGCUGCGAUUUUGCCCUAUCCCCGCGGGCAAACGCCCCGGCGCGCGGCCCGCCCCGCGCGAAAACGCCCCGGCCCCCCCUUUGCGCUGGCCCGGUCCGCCCCUCGUCGGCUUCCCCGGCGUGGCCUGCCGGGUUUCCUCAACCAACUGCCGCCACAAAAAAAAUUGGGGCAACCGUUUGCCUUUUUCAGAAUUAACACAUAAUCAGCAGGAAAUUAAAGCCGGAAGCUUGCCCGGGCCGGGCCGGCUGACCGUUCGGCCAGCGGAAAAUGGUGGCGCGUAGAUUGGGACGCCGGCGUCUCGUUUGCAAAUACAACCACAGUGGGCAUCGUCAUGGACUACACCGCUCCACUGCAAGGCUACUGGGGGCCGCGAGAAAAAGGCCGCGGAAAAAAGCAAGAAAAAGGCAGCACGGACACCGUGGCUAGCCGUGCAACCAGGGAAAAAAGAAGCGCGCCGGGAGAAAGACAGGGGGGCGGGGAAAUCGCGAAAAGAAGCACAGAGCCCAGGCGCUAAAGUCGCAGAGGAGGAAGGCUCUCAAGCAUAGAAGCGCCGCGCUAUAGCCUAGAUAGCUAGGGCCCAGCCGCGGCAGGGAAGAAAAUAAAGAAAACAAACGCCCCGGCCAGCCUCCCGGCGCAGCCAGGCUGGUCACGCACCGCGCGAACAGCUUCGACCGGCGGGGCGCGGCGCUACUUGGCGGGCCUCGUAUACCGGCGCGGCCCUCGGCGGGUUCUGCGGGCAGGUUUCGGCCGGUUGUUCCGGAGCCCCCUGUUCGGCACAUGGCGGCCGCCGGGGGCGACGGGGUUUCCCGCUGGCUGGGCGGAGGGUGGGACGAGCGCCACGGAUGGGACCGUAGCGGUGAUGGUCCUUGCAUACUUGCGGCAAGAGGAGGCGCCAAAGGCAAGCGGGCAAACUUCCACUGGGUGGGUGGUUACUGCUAAAGCGGGCGGCAAAACGUCAUCUGGUGCGCAGAAGUGUUCCACACUGCUGCAGAUGCUGCCGCCUCGUAGGAUUGUUGUGCAGUAUGCGAGAGGAGUUCUGCAGCCCACCUUACCUACGGAGCGCGCGCGCCAUUCUUUUUCGCUGCCCCCGCUUGAUGGUUUGGGUUGGCACAGUACAGGCAACAACCCACGCCGGGGAACUCGGACGGGGUCGAGUUACGGGAUUAGGUGUGUAUCACCACCACGGCGGACUUUUCCUAACCAGUGCCAGAGGUACUCGACAGCCCGGAAGAUGGCCGCAGCGGGAGGCGGCCGCGCCACAGCCAUUCGCCGCGCGCAAAAUCGAAAGAAGGGAGAAAAGAAACACCUCUCGACAGUUUUGCCAUGCCCACUGAGGUGCUACGUUUUUGCCUGCCGCAGCCACUUUUUCUUCCCUACAAAAGCUGCCAAGAAGAAUAGCAGUGACGAACUUGCAAAGCAGCUGUGCAAAGUGUUUGCAUUCCUGGUAUUGGACGAGAACUGUCUGGCGUUUUGCCUCCAGGAAGGCUGCGCAGACGAUCUGAUGGAGAUUUGCGCGCAAUCUUGGCGAAAGAAGGAGGUCUGGCACUACGCCAGUCGGGCCCUCGCAAAUCUUUCAAAUGGUGCUUCGAGCCCGCUUAUGCGAGCGUCUAACGGAUCGAAAAUUAACCAACGUAGGCGCUUCAGACGAGGCCCUGGGUGCAAAACAAAGCUUCUGAGAUUUUUGUUUGUAUCUAUGAGUACGUAGCAAACGCAGAGUGAGCCUCGGCCAUCCUUCCCUUUAAGAAAAGGACAAGUGAAAUUGAAAAGGUGCAGACGCCAUGGCCAUUGAUUUUAGGAGUGGGUCGCGCACGCGGCCGUCCGUUCAUCCACAAGAGUGAGUGUGGGGCUCUCGUCCGGGGCUCACGCAUGGGUACCGCGUAGCGCGCCGAUCGUUUACCUGUCAUGACAAGUUGCGUAGCCAGGUACCGCCCCCAAGCGAUGGGCGCAUGCUCCUCCUGUAGUACCUCGCGCGACAUGCGCCACAUGGAGUGACAUUAGGAGUCGCCGAGGAGACUGAUUGUCACGACAGGAGCAUGAGCUAGCCUAGGCGGUUGAAGUGUCGUAGUUAGCUAGAGCGGGCUGAUAGAUCCCGGACCCAAGCGAUUGUGAUCUAGUCAGCACGAUGUCUUCGCGCUUAGAGCGCCUCUAAGUCCAGAGUUUUGAUUUGUCCCGCCCUCCCACCCGUGUGCCUGUUGCGAGGCCACUCGGACUGCGUCCUGAAACGACCUCGGGUACCGCGUAGCGCGCCGAUCCUUUACCUGUCAUGACAAGGUGCGUAGCUAGGUACCGCCCCCAAGCAAUGGGCACAUGCUCCUCCUGUAAUACCUCGUGCGACAUGCGCCACAUGGAGUGACAUAGAUCCAGUAGAACUAGAAGCUAAAAAGAGCCACGCCGCGUCAAGUAAAACACCUGUCGCAUCCAUGGCGCGCAACACAGGCCACGGUGGGUGCACUCGGUGGACGAUGAAGAGCCAGGCAGCGUGCCAGCUAGUGGCACGGAUUUUUUUGCGAAGUCUUGCAAAUGCUUUGCAAAUUUGCUUGGGCCGCCGCCAGCUCGGGCUUUUUUGUGCGGGUGUUCGUUUGUUGUCCGCGUGUAUUUCCCGCUGCGCGGCGCGAUCGGUUAUCAACCGCUGGUAGCAUGGUGACGGCACGGGCCCGGCGAGGUCGCCGGCGCCCAAUUUGCGAAGAAGCGAAGCGCUCGCGCGCCGGGCUUGGCCGACCCGGCGAACCGGUAGGAGCACCGCAGCGCGCGCACGCCGGCAGCAAUCGCCCUGGCACCGGGGGCAUGCUCUUGAGCUCGAGGUGGACUCCCGCGGGCGCCUUCGUUCUUUUCCAGUGAAAGCCGGGGGCUGCUUCGGUUUCCCGCUUUCGCAACUGCUUCGCAGAUGAAGCAUCAAAGGCCCGCGGCUUCGGGAGCCGCCCCCCGCCGCCCACGUAAUGGCGCCGUGCACUGCGCCCGGUCGGCGCAGGAUGCCCGCGCCGCCCCGGCCGCCGGUUUUCCGGACGCAAUGCUCCGGACGUGGGGGUUGCUCUGCGAAGGGCGCUGGCGGCCGGCACUGUGAGCGCGGGCGGGGUCUGAAGGCUCUUGCGCCCUUGGUUGCCGCCGGUACGCCGAGAAAAGGGGCAGCGCGCUCGCAGCCAGGGUCGCGAGAAGAAUUAGAGCAGGCAUCACAUCGCGGGCGGUUGCAGGGCGAGGGCUCCAGUCCUCUUUCUGCCGCCCGCGCCGGGCCCGGCCCUGAAGAACCCGGCGCCCGACACAUGCGAUCGCGCCCGCCCGGCCGCCCCCCGCGUUUUCCCUCACCGCUUCGGCGGCCUCCCUCAUCCGGGGCCCCCUUUUCGCCGGCCCAUUGUUAUUGCAUGCUGCCCCGCUCGCCCGCCUGUUCUGGGAACCCUGUCCGUAUGUGGCCCGGCCCCCGCUCUUCUUCGAGCGAACCCCCAUGGCGCUCACCGUGGGGCGCCCCCAUCCGUAUUCCCUUUCCCGACACCCGCGCGGCCUCGUUCCUGGUUGUUUUUCUCGCCGGCCGUCGCGGCUGCUAGGGAGGAGAGCCGCUUCGCAAUGAACUCCGCAGGCCCGGCCACACCAGGAACUCGGGCCCCCCGUGCUGGGGCCCGGGUGGCCCAACAACCACCGCGAGCGGCCCCUAGCUUGGGCGCAAGGCGCACAGGGCGCAGUGUGUGGAAAUGUGGCGCGCACUGUCGCCCACAGACAUUCGGGGGCCGCCCGGAGCAACCUGGCCCCCGCCCCCUUGGAGCCCGACGGCGGUGGUCCCGCGGGGCGGCGUCUCGCGCGCGCAACGCAGCACCACUGCCGUAGCUUCUUCCGUGCCAUGCCUGCUCCCCGAGUGGGAAGCGAACCGCGACAAAGGGUGCAGCCGCCGGGGCAGCUACAAAAAACGCUGGCCAAUCAAUGGGCCCGGGUGCGGAGGCAGCCGCCACAAGGGUGGCCUGCGCCUGCUCCCCGGGCGGGCGCGGGGGCAGCCACAGAAGCCAAUCGCUGCGCUCGUUGUCGCUCUGUACUGUUGCGUGUGUAGUUCUAGUUGCCGGCCUGGCGUAUUGGCAGGCAGCAAAGCCCGGCGCCCGCGCACUCGCGCGCAUUGACAACUUGGCAGGAGCCAAGCUACGGGGAUUUGUUGCGCGGGCUGCUGCGUGGUGCAACAGCCCGCGGCGCAGUCCGCGGCCUUUUGCGUUGCGAGCGCGCGCCGAGCGGCUGCAUUGCUGGCGUCCCUUUUGUGAACGCAGAGGCAUUAAAGCCAAAGCCGGGACGCAAAGAAAGGCGGCCGGCCCGGAUUAUAUAUUGAGCGCGACUGGUAACGCCGGUCAUGCCAUGCAAGGCUAUGCCAAGCGGGGUGGCGGUCGGAUCCGGCGUGCAGACGAGGAAGCUCCAGCUGGGUGCAGCAGGUUUGUGGGCGCAGCCCGCGGCGCCAUUGGCCCGCUUCCUCGGGAGCCACCAUCGGCAGAGUCUUUCACGUGCCGCCAGGGCUCCGGCCUUUUGUUCCGUAGCAAGUUCCUUGCGGGCAUAUUAGAGUAAAAAGGCAACCAGCAACGACGUCAUUGCUAGAAAGCAACCGGCGGCAGGGUGCCACUCGUCAAGCCUCGCCAAUGCCGAUUGGGGUCUAUCUUUUAUCUUUAUGCUUUUUCUAUCACCCCCGAUUUUUCUAUCUUUUGUGUAUGCGUCGCUCCCCUUCCACCUGUUCCUUUUGCUUUGCGUCUAAUUCUACUCCGAGGCCGGGCUUGUUAGCCGAUGGCACGUUCAGAGGGCCACACCCGUGAGGAGUUGGUUUGUGAGCCACAGCGCAGAUCAUGACUUGACUGACUCCGUGUGACGAGGCUGAGACGGAUAGUAGCUUUUGAAGCUUGUAGUUCUAGGCGUAGGCCAUAAUCUUGAAAGUAGCGCUCGCAUAUUGCAUUGGGCUCCGCCAUUCCGCCUUGAUGUCGCAGAGAGUGUUGUGAAUGCCAUGCGGGAGCACGGAGGAGAGUCACGCGUGCAAGAAGGUGGCUGCGAGCUCUUAUGUACUCUCGCACCGUUCCCGGAGUGGCAGGGUGCACUUGUUCGACUGGGGGCUAUUCAGCGGAUUGUCCAGGCAAUGGAAAAGCAUAUCGGAGCAGCAGACGUGCAGCGCAAAGCGUGCUGGGCUCUGACCGUGUACGCAGGUGCGGACAUGUUGCGAGAAAUAGCUUGCAACUCAAAUGCACUGGAGGCGGUGGCAGCAUGCCUGCGAGAGUACGUGGCCAGGACUGAGGCUGACGUAUGCGAACAAGCUUGCGCGUCGCUUUUUUCUCUGGCGGUAUCUGCUGAGGCGCGCGCGCGUCUUGGUGCAGUUCAAGCAGAAGAGCAAGUGCUGCAGUGCCUCUCAAUCAUGGACGCAGGCGUGCAAUUGCAAGCACUGGGCGCGGUGAGUAACUUGGCAGUGGAUCCUCUAUUGCGGCUCCGUAUGGUCGAAAGAGAUGCUGUGGCCUUGGUCUUGCAGUCGUUGAGAACCUAUGGCGAAGAUGCUCAGAGCUGCCAGCUAGCGUGUAUGGCGCUAGCUAACUUAGUGCACGACAAGCUCGGCGGAGAGGAUGCGAAGAGGCAGCGAGCAUUGGAAACCGCCACGAGACUCCUAUCGAGACACGGACAGCACUCAGGUGUGCUUGAGCAAGUAUGUGCCGUGCUUUGCAAUGUCAUACAAGAGGAGAGCGACCUCGAAACGUUUUUAGAGGGAGACGGGGUGCCCGUGCUUCUGCGAGCCUUGCGCGUGCAGUUUGCUGCCUCGACAGCCGGCACCGAAAAAACGGCACACCAGGCGCCUCGCUUGCGUGACUCGUUUGGGGUACAGCAUCCCUAUGGAGCGUCGCUAGAAGAGAAGAACGCCGCGCGCACUCACGGAACAGCCGUCGAGGCUGCGUGCUGUGUACUAACGAAGCUCGUAGCGUUUCAGGGCAACAGCGGCGAACGCUGCCUGCAGAUGAUUAUACGUGACGGAGCUACUGAACUCCUGAAGCAAGUCAACGCCAGCCCCUUGUCCUUUUUUGAUGCAAGAAUCUGCACCGGCGUUCUCCUUCGAAGACUGGACCCGCCAGAAGUCCGAGCGACACUCUAGAUGGAUCCUCUGGCUUGUGCGUACGCUUUCCACUCGCAAAAGAUGGCGGCGAAGCGUAGCUCCGCAGCAAUGGGUUUGUUUGUGUUUACCUGUGGCACUGCCACUGGUAGCGAAGUCCGAGCAUUAGGAAUUCACAGUGGGACCCGCCGGAAAAAGAAUGAACGGGGAAGCAGCUAGCCUAUGGAUUUAAAUAUCCGGGCGCUCGGCGAAUGUACUAGAGCAUCGCGGGAAGGCUUGCCUCGGGAUGGAGCGUUUUUCUUGAGCGGCAGAACGAGCGGCGGAGCAAGUCGCACGCGCCCUGCAGCGAAGUGAAAUUCAGUGAUCCAAAAAAAGCGCGGAGCCGCGCUAGGGCUUUUGCAUAUAUUGAGGCCGGGGCGAUUGUUCUAUUCUGGCCGCAUUUUUGCAAGCUCUCACGCAAAACGCUCGGCAGUUUCGAAGCGGUCGGAGGUGUUCUGUCGCAGAAAGAUAUUGCAGCUUGAUCUGAGUGAGACUGGUUGCUGCAGCACCGAAUCGGUACGGUAUUCGAUUGAAGAGCGCAGAGGAGCCUCCUAAGCUGGCGCCCUUCUGCGACGCCCUUCGCCUUAGGUCCUGGCGCUUUCGGGUGCAGAAAAAUUGGGAGCGCCAGGAAGUCGCCGGCGGAAAAAAUAGGCAAGCUUCAUGGUGUUGGCCACGCUCUUUUAGGCCCGCAGCUUGCGUUCCCGCGCUGCAAAGACUCGAAGCAAAGUCGGCCGCUUCUACUGUGGGAAUCAGGCCAGCAGCCGCGUUUCCGGACUUAAGUGAAAAACUAAAACUUCAAGAAGCCAAAGUCUGAUACAAGUGGAAAGCGGGGGCGCGUGCUAUUGGCCUGUUUUGGCGUGCUCGGGGAGCCGGCCCGGGUGGGGCCAUGGCGUAGGGAAGCAAAUGCGUCCGGCUCUUAGAUGCAGGAAGCCCGCUGCCCUUGGGCGCGAUGAUGUUUACUACCUGUGCCUUCUCUAUCAUGGCCACCAGUAGCAUAAUGUUAUACAUCGCGGACACUGGCUGGACGAAUAGUGCGGCCCCUUUGUUUGCUUGAAUGCGCGAAGACAAUAAGGAGCAGGGCGUCGGGC
This is a messenger RNA of Amoebophrya sp. A120, 15013 nucleotides long. Lineage: Eukaryota; Dinophyceae; Syndiniales; Amoebophryaceae. The record is from the annotation of a GenBank genome assembly.